UCUGAAAAGAAAAAGUGAUCAAAAUAUAUAUUUAGGUGACCGAUGAAUCCUCUACCGGGAAGCAAAAGGAUGUAACGCUGCUUUUCAAAUUCAAAUACGAGUGCAGUGACCGAUGAAUCCUCUACCGUUGAAAAGCAUAGGGCUAAUCCACACUCUACAAUUAAAGAUGCAUUCGCCAAUGUCUCUGCGUUUGGUGAUACCAAGUCGCAAAACAAUAACCAAAAUGCUAGACGAAAAAUAUGAGACACUUAGUGAGAAAAUCAUGCUUCAAAUUUAAUUAUGUGAGAGAUAUAGUAUAACAGCAGAUGUCUGGACUGACACAGGUAGCAAUAAAAGCUACCUGGGGGUAACGCUUCAUUACCUAGAAGAAAAUCGAACAUUAAUGAAAUCCAUCGCACUGGUGGCACGGUCAUUGGAGAGAUCUCAUACAAAAGAAUAUUUGGUAUGUGAGCUCAGAGCAUCAUUCGCCGAGUGGAAUAUUGACAUAAAAAAGAUAAGUGUUCUGGUUACAGAUGGUGGGGCCAACAUGGUUGCUGCUGCCAACGAACUAGUUGGAAAAAACACCACAUGAUUUGCUUCGAUCACUCUCUCAGUCGAAUGGUGACAGUGGCUAUUGAAAAAUCGAAACAGUUUGCAGAUCUGUUGGCAAAAAUACGUAACAUAGUCACUUUCUUCAAGAGAUCAACGAAAGCAGCGGAUGAUCUGAGAAGUUUACAGAAGAGUGGUGGCAAAACAGAAGGGGAAAUUAGAAAAUUAAAAAAAGACGAACCAACCAGAUGGACCAGCAACUUUGAAAUGUUAGAAAGCUUUAUUCGGUUGGCGGAGUUUGUUGGCGUUAUCCUUUUAAGAUACGCUCAUGUUGAAAUGCUAUCUGGAUCAGAUAUGACAGCAGCCAUAGAAGGUCGCGAUAUUCUCCAGCCUGUAAUGCAUGCAAUAACCGAGCUCGAAGCGGAGAAAAUUUCUUUGGCGGGAAAAGUCAUUCCUUCAUGAGUAUGGUGAGAACGAUGUUGGAAUCAUUCAAACCUAAAAGCGAAUGCGUAAAAGGAUUUAGAUCUGCACGUUUAGAGCAGUUUGAUAGUCGUUUCGAGCACAUCGCUUUUGUGGACGGAAUCGCCAUUGCCACCUUAUUAGACCCUCGGUUUAAAGUACUCCACCUGAAACCGCUGGCGUAUGCAAGGGUUGUACAAGUGGUGUCGGACAUGAUGAAAGAGUCAGAGAAGAAAGAGCGGGGACAGUUAGCUUCAAAUACUGAAAACACCAGCAGUCAAUCGAAAUCGAAUCAAACUCAUAUCCAAAAUAUAUGGGAUAUACAUGAUCGUAUGGUGGUGGAACAAACGGCACAACUGGAACCUGAUCGACCAGGCGGAGUAUCAGGCGAAUUGAGAAAUUUUCUUCACCAAAAAGUGAUUUACAGAUCAUCCGACCCACUCGAAGCAUGGAGUGCGAUUAAAAGCGAGUAUCCGCAUCUGCAUCCAAUUGCCAAAGACUUCCUUUCACGAAUGGUGACGUCGGUUCCGGCAGAAAGGAUGUUCUCACGGACUGGCAGGACUUGUGAAAACAGAUAUAGACUUAACGCUACAAGAAUGGCUAAAUUAUCAUUUCUAAGUUCGCUGCAAGACACAGAUUGGUUCCUGGACACAUAAUCAAGAUUCCUUUUCUGCUAUCACCUUCAAAUUAAUGUAAAUAUUAUAAACUCAAGUGGAGAUAAUCUCCCUUGAAAGAGAAGUAAGAAAAAUAUAAACUUAAGUGACUCUAUUUUUUUGUUUCAAUUAGUUUAAUAAUAAUUUUACAAUAAACAUCUUACACUCAGUAAUGA
Wyeomyia smithii (pitcher-plant mosquito) is the source of this 1816-nucleotide messenger RNA. Its product is annotated as zinc finger BED domain-containing protein 4-like. The record is from RefSeq and is a predicted model, not a curated record. The transcript is spliced from 6 exons. Gene Ontology annotation, molecular function: protein dimerization activity. NCBI's taxonomy places the organism in Eukaryota, Metazoa, Arthropoda, Insecta, Diptera, Culicidae. The coding region runs from base 987 to 1643 and encodes 218 amino acids.